Gongylonema pulchrum is the source of this 1005-nucleotide messenger RNA. Lineage: Eukaryota; Metazoa; Nematoda; Chromadorea; Rhabditida; Gongylonematidae. The record is from the annotation of a GenBank genome assembly.
AUGAUUUUCCUGGAUAAAGGCCUGGAACGUUUGCUGGAUCGCUAUAUUCGCGAACAUUGUGAGAAGCAGAAGCAGCAUGGUAUUAUGGCUACUGCUGGUUUCCUGAUUGGCUCCAAGCUGAACGAUGAUUUCCAUCUGGCGCAUAUCGCUCUAAAUUAUUUGCAGAAUGGCGAUAGUUAUUCGAAAUUGAUCGAUGCCGAAUGGAUAAGCGAUACUGGCGCACGUGUUUUAAGACUUUUGCCUGGUGGUCUUACUAUUGUUGGCUUAUUAUGGUUGGCUGGUCCGAAGAAUUCACUACAGUCAGCGGAAAUACGUGCAAUGCUAGUUCGAGCACUUGCACAUAUAUUGGUCAAUCACAAUGCGCUCAAUACAGUACUGGUGGAUGGAUGUUUACGAUCACGUGAUGAACCAUUGAAACCACGCGAUAAAAAAGCUAGCGGCAAAAAUAAAUUUCACAUUGAGACAUUCCUGGAUGUCACUGUCCCAAGUAAAGCUACUGUUGGCCAAGCAGUGGAUGCUGUGAAGGAGCAUAUCAUACGAACGUUGUGCAGUAGAGCUGAGAUUCAUUACGAAAGUACGGAUGUGGUUGAGGAUGAACCGAACGAUCGGGUUUCAGUGCAUCAGCUACCGCGGCCUGGAUUUGCAUCAUUGCCAUCGCAACCAGCAAUUGUUUUCACGGAUUAUCUCUUCGAAAGUGAUACAGCAAGUGAUGCGCAGCAAUCAUUCGCCGAUCUAUUAACCCUCACUAUCCCCGAAGACGAAAUCGAAAUUGACAGUGAACGUCUGCUGGAUGAGGGUGAUUUGUACAGCAUAGUGAGUGAUGACGAAAAGCCGAGCCGAGUGGAGCGAUCCAGUUCAUCGACAUCCAGCCUGAGCUCCGUUGUGCUACCACCAAUACGUAAAGGAACGAAAAAGCUGCCAGUGAAUAUGUAUGCAAUUGUUGCAGCUCUAGUAGCCCUGCUUUCUUUUGUAGUCUACAUACUCAUGAAGGCACUAUCUUCUUAG